This is a messenger RNA of Cataglyphis hispanica, 1036 nucleotides long. RefSeq names its product complex I intermediate-associated protein 30, mitochondrial (gene CIA30). The transcript is spliced from 2 exons. NCBI's taxonomy places the organism in Eukaryota, Metazoa, Arthropoda, Insecta, Hymenoptera, Formicidae. Gene Ontology annotation, cellular component: mitochondrion. The record is from RefSeq and is a predicted model, not a curated record. The coding region runs from base 1 to 894 and encodes 297 amino acids. Gene Ontology annotation, biological process: mitochondrial electron transport, NADH to ubiquinone; mitochondrial respiratory chain complex I assembly.
AUGACUACGCGAAUAUUUAGAAAAGUAUUGACGGAUUUUGCGAUCGGAAGGAGAAAAUUACAUGUAACUGUGAAUCAUUUGUCUUUCUAUCAAAAAGAUCGAAGAUCAGGUUAUAAAGUAGUGUAUGAUAGACCACCACCGGAACAAAACUUGAGCAUUAUAGGCAGAUUACGCGAAGGGUGCCGACAAUUGAAGGAAGAGUUUGGUAUUUGGUUGGAAGAAAUGAGGGAAACGUUGAAAAUGGAUCCCACUUUUAUAUACAGAACAAAUGAAGUGGAUGUUGUGUGGCGAUUUAACAAAGAUCCAAAAUCAUUGGAUCAGUGGGUUACUAGCUGUGAUAGUGAUUACGAAGAAGGCUACUCAACAGCAAAAUUAGAAUUAUCUUCUACUGGAACUGGCAUAUUCUCUGGUACAUUAAGCACUCGUUUGCCCAAAGAUGGCAGAAUAAAAAGUGCUGGUUUCUGUAAUAUUACUACAAUUCCUAAACAAAGAUCCUUCAAACGCGAUAUUUGUCAUGAUUGGACGCCAUAUACUCAUCUCAUUCUUCGUGUUAGAGGAGAUGGCAGAUGUUACAUGCUGAGUAUUUCAACCAGAGGCAUAUUCGAUUUAACGUGGAACGAUGUAUAUAAUUAUGUGCUUCAUACCAGAGGUGGACCUUAUUGGCAAUAUGUUAAAGUACCAUUCUCCAAAUUUGUAUUUUCAAGUAAAGGCAGGCUGCAGGACGAUCAGACAGCCAUCAUGCUGCAUGAAGUCACAAAUUUUGGUAUUACAUUAUCAGACGACAUUAAUGGUCACUUCAAAUUAGAAAUUGAUUAUAUUGGUUUGGAGAACGAUGAAUAUCAUAACGAAGAGUUUGCUUAUGAAUCUUAUAAUUUUUCAGGAGUCAGAUUUUAAUUUUUACAUACAAAGUAUGAUAAAAAAAAUUUUGCCACUUCGUUAUUACUCUCCGUUUAUGUCGGGAGUAUAAAUAGAAAAUAUGAAAAAAAGUUGCAUUGUACAUGAAUAAUAAAAAUUUAUAUAUAAUUUAUUAACAAUA